CUGGUGCCGACGCGCGAUUCACUAGUUCGGGCUAGGAGGUGAUAUAAAGGCGUACAGAGGUCUGAAUCGAUCUGAUUUGUCCGUAACAUCAACUGAGCGACCAACCUGAUAGCGGAAAAUCCGUCGCUGCCACACCACAUUUUACCAUCAUGGUGGUGUGGGCGGUGCUGAUAUUGGCAGCGGUCGCGUUGACCAACGCAGCGGUACCAGAUCCACCGGAAAAUUCUGGCAUCACCACAAUCGGCUCCAAAAAAUUGGCGACUGCCGCCGACUGUGCCGGACUUGUCGCCUUCUCUGCCACCCAAGGAUCGGUAAAUGAAGCUAAGCUCAUCCUCGCCGAGACGCUAGUGGACAAAGGGGUCGGUUACGCGGCGCAGACAGGUAUUUUCACCACGCAUUGUCCAGGCCUCUACCAAUUCAGCUUCGCCGGAUACGGUAGCACGGAUCUGCGGCUGACACUGAAACGCAAGCUAAAUAAAUCCGACAGUUGGAGACCGAUUAUCAGCGCUGGGCCAGGCGGAGGAAGCAACCUGGUCCUAUUGGACGUCGAAGCCGGCGAUCAACUUGCCGUCUUCGUCGAAUCCGGGAAGAUAACCGACGGAGCCAGCUUCACGGGUCACCGUGUUUAUAAAAGAUAAGCUGGAUCAUUGAACAACAAUCUUGGACAAAUUCAGGAUACCGAUUACAUUACUAGAGAAACAAAAUUGAUAUGUUGUUAUAAACUAAAACUCAGUCUAAAAAGAUACUUGAUAUAUCAAAGUUGAAAAUAUUUAACCCAAAAUUUUGAAUUAUCAUUUCCAGUUUCAAAAAGAUACGUUUAACAAGAAAAAAAAUUAUUAAAAAUUCGUUAUGAA
Wasmannia auropunctata (little fire ant) is the source of this 854-nucleotide messenger RNA. RefSeq lists its product as uncharacterized. The record is from RefSeq and is a predicted model, not a curated record. Lineage: Eukaryota; Metazoa; Arthropoda; Insecta; Hymenoptera; Formicidae. The transcript has 3 exons. Bases 150 to 638 code for a protein of 162 amino acids. Gene Ontology annotation, molecular function: protein binding.